Messenger RNA from Limulus polyphemus (Atlantic horseshoe crab), 4238 nucleotides. RefSeq lists its product as uncharacterized. The transcript is spliced from 7 exons. The record is from RefSeq and is a predicted model, not a curated record. Lineage: Eukaryota; Metazoa; Arthropoda; Merostomata; Xiphosura; Limulidae. Bases 759 to 4070 code for a protein of 1103 amino acids.
CAGCGGGUGAGGUGAACUUACCAACGUGGAUAAUACAGAGGCCAGCAAAAAGUUCAAUUAAGACUAAAGUACACUCUUUAUCUUAUCUUAAAGAAAGAAAUUAAAAUGGCACAACAUUUCGUGUAUUCCAGAGUCUGCUGAACUUUGGCUUGUGUGAAGAGCAGAUAUGUGAAACAAGAAGCACUUUUCUGUUAGAGCUGUAAGAGUAGACGUACUGAUGACAGCAGUAAGCAACGCCAACAUUUUUCAACUUUCUUCCUGGAUGGCAAAAAUUACGUCAUUGAUACUGAACAUGAUGCGGAAGGUCAUGCCACGUCGUGAAGGAUAACCGAUACAGAUUUGUGUUGAAAAUUCCGAAACGUAUCACAGCUCAUCAAACGAACAACGCCGACGCCAAUAACAGGCAGUAGUACAGAUUAAAGUCAGCAGAGGUACGCACGUAUUACGUAACAGGAAAUCAACGAACCUCUACAGUAGCAGGCUGGUAGUUACACGUUUCUAGAAGAUACAACUGUACAAGAGGCGAGCAACUGGAUACCGUGUUUCUUUGUCGCUAACGUGUAUGGAGAGUCAACAUUGAACAAAACGAUUUUACCGAGACCGGUGGAAGUGAAAAUACACGCGUAGUGAUUACAUAAUUCAACAAUUAAUAUUUAAGACCUCAAAAUAAGACACUGUUUCACUUAAAACUGUCAAUAGCUAAAAGUACACCAAUAAACAUCGUUCGCACAAAUGGUCGAAAGAAACAUUAAGGCUACAUGUUUGAAAAUAAACACAACCGUUAUUUAGAAAUGGACCAAAGUCCUUUGUGUCCUGGUGAAAUAGAACACAAACAGAUCGUCAAAACAGAAUAUCUUCCCUUGUCUUGUGAAACGUUCAAGAAUUUUGAGUCACUGAAGGUACAACAAAGUAGAAAUAACAAAAACUUAUCAUUGGCUUCGUCUAAUGGUAUCUCUGUUCCUUCCGCGGAUGAUAACCUUCUCUUGUGGAGAACAUUGGAAAGAAGUCGCGGUUCGAACCAGGAAGUGCUUGAAUCAUAUGAUAUAAACUCACCUUUAUAUCCCACUGAUAGCGACAUCAUCAAGGUACUAAUAAGAGAUAUGAUCGAUACGGUAGUUCGUGUGGCUGCAUCAAAUCCUUGUACAAAACGAACUUGUGGUUUUGAUGACUUGGAGAAUGAUGCUAUUCGUAACAUUAAGUUUGAAUUUACUUAUAAGAACAAAGACACUGAAAAUCGCCAUUCUUUUCGUGAGAACUGUGAAAACCAAAAACAGGGCAGAUCGAAUAAUAGAGGAACAAACCACAGAUGUAACGUGUCAACCAACUCCAAUGCGAAAACGUAUAAACACAUCCCAACUGCUUCAAAACGAUUGAAAUUAUCCGUAAACGACGGGCAAAGACGGUUGGUGGAUAAUCGUGACUUGGAACAUCAAUCGAAAUUUAAGAACAGAAGUGAGUUGAACGCAGAAAGCAGCUCUGGUCAUUCUUCUAAUUUGAAAGUCGAGCCUGUAACAUACAACAAACUUCUUAGUCCUAAACUCAUUUAUGAAAGAAACGUCUCAACUUUCGAAAAUAAACGAUCCUUUGACAUUUCAAGUGAUGAGGACCCUAACGAGCUCAUCAUAUGUGAAGAAUCGCGAGUUUCUGCCCAUCCUGGCCUUGAGUUGCAAUAUAUUAGUCCGAGACAAAGGGGUACGGUUCUUCCCGUAGGUGGUAAACAUGACACCAGAAGCACAGAGAACAAAGACAUAAUUAUAAGAAGUGUUAGGACAAAACACGAUGUUCCACUAAGCACUUUUCAGCGUGAAACCGACACCAAUCUUUUAGAUUCUGAAGCAAAGAACAAAAAACAUCAACUCAAAACUCAAAGGGAAGGCGUUCGAAAUGAUCGAAAAAUUAGACCACUUUUCUUUUUCGGUGAAACAUUUUGUCCAGAAAACAGUGGAAAUGUUCUCAGAAUAAACGACUCUAAUUGUCACGAGCUCUUGAAGAGAUGUAGUCUUAGCAAUGACUUGAGGAUAAAUAAUCUCACGAAGAAGCCAAAGGACCACAACUUGGUAAAUGAAGUUUCUCGUAUUUCUUCAGAGGAUAGCGUAUUUACUAACGAAAAGCUACUUAGUGGAAGCGGAAAAGUAACACCUCUGAAAGAGACCAUGGUAACAAAUGGAAAUUUACGAUCACCAAGUGUAGACAACAACCGACCAAUAAAAGCUACGGAUGGUACUAAAAACCGAAACAAAAGCGUAAUGUUCAAGCAACAUUCUAACAAAAUCCACUCGUUAUUCCGCGAACCUCAAGAUGAAGCGAUCGACCUAAGUAAAAGAAGAAACGUUGUUGAGAAUUACCGUCCGCCAACAACUUCACUCGUCACGAUGGAAAGUGAAGAUGAAGAACACUUAACGAAAGAGAAUCUGCAAAAGAAUUCAGCUGAUCCAUGUUCUGCCAGACCGACUGGUUUGAAAAUCAAAGAUAAUCUACAAAUAUAUUCCAACCCUUCAGGAACAGGUGUUUUCAGGAAGACUGCCGAAAGCCAUUCUUCCAGUUCACAGAGCAGUGUUUUGGAAGAACCGAACGUAUGUCUGGACUCAAUGGUAGAAUCCAGUGAUCCAGUACCACGUAAUCUUGAAGCAGAAAUAAAGGACUUUUGUCGAGAGAGAAACAAGUCUCGUGAUGAGGAGAAUGACACGGAAAGCGAAGAUUUUGACCAAUCUUUUAAAGAUGAGCUUCUGUCAACUUACCAAAGAAAAUCCUGUUUACGGUUUGUUAGAGAACGAAUGGAGGUAUUAAGAAAAGAGAUUUCUGACUUGGACUCAAAGGCUAUUGAAAAAGAACGAGAAAAAUUAUUAAUCCUUCAACAUCGUAAACGUAAACAAGAAAAGCUAAAUCGAAUAGAAAAACAGCAAGAAAUCAUAUCUCAAGUGCGACAACUGCGGUUAUCCAAACACCAUUCGCAGUUUGCCGUUCCUCACUGUAAUACAUCUGAGACCUGUGCACGAGAUUUCACAGAGCAAGAACUUCCUCUUUCAAGAGAUGAUAGUGUAGCGCAAAUUCGUUGUUCAUACUCUGGUCAACAGCCUGCUUUACACGACUCGUUAUUAACAGAACGAGACCGUUCUAAGAACGUUGAAAACGUAAAACGUGACACUUUGUCACCAAACCUAUCAAGUAACCGCUCGGACAGUGACGGUGAUACCCAUAAAGUCACACCACCAGUGGAUACUGAGUCUCCGAUUUCUGUAAUUGGUAGUAAUGUCUCAAGUGUUAGGAAUGUAAGCUUCAGACCAACAACUAAUGUAGUAAUUCCUCAAACUUCCAAACCCAGUGAGUCAAUUUUUUCUCCAGGAAAGUCAAAUUCGCCUAAUCAAAUAACCAAAAGAAAUCCAUCAGUGGUCUCUAUUAAAGAAGAUUCCCAGACAUUAAACAGCUAUCAAUCAGGUACUAACACCACUUCUGAACCACAGCCCUCGUUUUUACAGUCCAAACGUUUUAGGGAUCUUCGUCCUAAACUGCCAUAUUCAAGUGAAUUUCCUACUACUCAAAAUAAUUUGACUAACGGCCAUGAAAGCAAGAAUAUAGAAUAUCAUACAGAAAGUUUUUUGCAUAACAACCAGGUCGGAAAAGCUCCUAGACUCAGUGUUCAUUACAAUUCUCCUUCAUCAGCGCCACCUUUUGUUAGCAUUUAUUCCGAAAAUCAACGGUCAUAUUUACCACUUGGAAAGAACUGUUGGGAUUUCGUUACAGAAUGCGCUAAAGCUUUCACAAAGCAACAUUCUUCAAAAUCAUUAAGCGCAUUUGACCCCCAACAACGAACUGCAGUUCCAACCCAAAGUAAAGCAGAGAAAAAGUCUGAAGAAGUCGUGUCGUCGACAGAGCAUCCACACAAUACGCCACCACAGUAUCAGUCUGUUCCUAGUCCUAACCACGCACGGACUCGUGUUGUUCGUUGCUCAACCUGUGGGACUCCUCGUCCCCAUUUUGUAUGUUCGGGCUGCGCCAAAGAGCGGUACUGUAAUGCUAAAUGUCAGCUCAAACAAUGGCGACAACAUUCGAAAUUUUGCAUGAAGAAGUAAAGAAGAAAACACCUGUUCACUCCAGUGGCAGAAGAUGGGAUUUUAAACGUUAAGUGGUGGCACGCUAGAAUACUGCCUCAUCAUAUUUCCCAGCGUAUGCCUGAGUAAUGUGUUUGUACAUAUGCAACCAGUUGAAGAAAAGCACAUUAAAAUUUUCACAAUCAUAAA